This is a messenger RNA of Rhagoletis zephyria (snowberry fruit fly), 1021 nucleotides long. RefSeq lists its product as uncharacterized. The record is from RefSeq and is a predicted model, not a curated record. NCBI's taxonomy places the organism in Eukaryota, Metazoa, Arthropoda, Insecta, Diptera, Tephritidae.
GCAUUUUGACAUACGAGAGAUUUUCUAAGCAUACAAUGGAAAUACAAGUUUUAUCUAUUGCAACAAAUUGUUUGCUAAAGCUGCUGCCUUAAUGCAGCGUAGGAGAAAGAAAAAGACGAAAAAAAAAUAUUCUGCGCAAUGGCUUUUAAAAAGAGAACUGGAAGGAUUUAGCCAUAAACUGUUAAAGGAAAUUGAGUGCGAGGAUUCAAUCCUUCACAAAAAUAUCUUAAGAAUGACUCCAGCUCAGUUUGCAUUCUUAUUAGAAAAAGUACGCCCCUAUAUUAGCAAGCAGGAUACAAAAUUCAGGAACUGCAUAGGAGCUGCGGAACGGCUGCAGCUGACAUUGCGAUAUCUAUCCACUGGUGAAACCCAAAGGUCACUUCAAUUGCCGUUCCGAAUUCAGCAGUCAACCAUUUUCAGAAUUUUAAAGGAAUCAGUUCCCGCAAUAUAUUUGGCGUUAAGGAAGGAGUAUUUGAAAUUCCCUGCAAGUGAGCAAGAUUGGCGUGAUAUUGCAAAAGACUUUUAUCAGAUGUGGGGAUUCCCGAACUGCAUCGGCGCUUUAGAUGGAAAGCAUUGCAGAAUACUGCCAGUGAGGAAAGCAGGAUCUACGUAUUUCAAUUACAAAGGAUACCAUUCAUUUGUAUUGAUGGCAAUCGCUGAUGCCCACUAUCGUUUUAUUUAUGCUGAUGUCGGUGUUAAUGGGAGAGUGGGUGAUGCUGGAAUUUGGUUGAACCUGGACCUGAUACACGCUAUUGAAAAAAAUGAAGUACAUAUACCAGCCCCAUGCACGCUCCCUUUCAUGUCAACUCCCUCGCCUUUUGUGCUUUUAGCCGAUGAUGCCUUUGCUCUAAAAGACUACUUAAUGAAACCUUACUCUCAUCUAAGACUAUCACCAAGCGAACUUAAAUACAACAACAUACUUACAGGCGCGUUGUUGAAAAUGCUUUGGCAUUCUUGCGAACCGUUUUCGAGUUUUAUUUUCACCCAUCCAUCGCGCUCCAGCUGCAGCCAUUCAGAUUAG